Closterium sp. NIES-65 is the source of this 1056-nucleotide messenger RNA. The record is from the annotation of a GenBank genome assembly. Lineage: Eukaryota; Viridiplantae; Streptophyta; Zygnematophyceae; Desmidiales; Closteriaceae.
AUGCUCCAUCUCAAGGAAGAGGAGGUGGAGGAGGAGGAGGAGGAGGAGGAGGAGGAGGAGGAGGAGGAGGAGGAGGAGGAGGAGGAGGAGGAGGAGGAGGAGGAGGAGGAGGAGGAGGAGGAGGAGGAGGAGGAGGAAGAGGAAGAGGAAGAGGAGGAGGAGGAGGAGGAGGAGGAGGAGGAGGAGGAGGAGGAGGAGGAGGAGGAGGAGGAGGAGGAGGAGGAGGAGGAGGAGGAGGAGGAGGAGGAGGGGGAGGAGGACGGGGGAAAGGAGCAACACUUUCGCAGAAAAGCAGGAUUUUCUUGCAAGAAACGAGAUCCAUACAAGCAAUGGGACCUGUGCAAGAAAAGGGAUCGACUCAAGAAAGGGAAUCUGAGAAAAGGGGGUCAGUGUGCUACCCGCUGCCCCAAGGAUAGGAAGCAGUCAUAUCCUCGUUAUAGGCGCCUCACGCCUUCCAUCGGGUCUAACACCAGCGGCAGCAGCGGCAGUCACUUGGCUGUGGGGCCAGGCCAGCCAAUCAGCGCUAGCCACGUGGCUGGGGCGGCAGGGGAGCCAGUCAGCGCCAGCCACGUGGCAGUGGCAGGAGCAGUGGCUGUGCUAGGGCAGGUGCAUGCCGCUUUGGGGGAGGAAGGUGGGGAGAAAGCAGGGGGUGAAGGGGGGUUGGUGGUGGAAGGAGGAGAGGAGGAGAGGGUGGUGGUGGUAGGGGGGAAAGCAGGAGGGGAGCAAGGGGAGUUGAUGGGGGAAGGGGGGAAGGAAGGGGCGGUGGGAGGGGGGUUGGUGGCGGAAGGAGGAGAGGAAGAGAGGGUGGUAGUGGGAGGGGGGGAGAAAUCAAGGGGAGAAGGGGAUUUGGUGGGGGAAGGAGGGGAGGAAGGGGGGUUGAUGGAGCGAGAGGCUGAUGAAGGUGGGGUGGUGGCGCGAGGGGGGAUUGAAAGUGCCACAGUGGCUGACGUGGACAGAGGUGGCACUGAGGCGGGCAGAGAUGCCACUUAUGCGGGCAGAAUUGGCAUUGAGGCGGGCAGAGGUGCAUCUUCUGACUGUCGACGAAACAGGAGGUGA